AUACGAUGCGCUCAGUAUGCGACUAACGCUUCACUGAGGUGGGUGCGUCACCCACUAGCCCACGAUGACGACAUACGAGAUGCCCGCUAACGCCAGAGAGCGGAUGCUUAGACUCAACAUAGAAGAAGCGCGAGGCAACCUACAGGAACUGGACAUCUCGAAUUGCAUUGUCGCGAACCCGGAAGACCUCCUAUGGUACAUAUCCGGCCUGCAAACGCUUCACACUCUCAAGAGCCUUGCGUGUCCCCUAAGUGCGAGCUUUCUUCUGGACAGCCUGCUGAGAUCGUUGGAGAACGUGAUCCACCUCGAGUUCUCGCUCGUCGACAGCAGGGAGGAUGCCGAAGAGCAACUUAUGAAGGUCAGGCACAUCGCGCACGUGGCGAACGCGCGAAGGAAUCGAGAGACCAAACUUCGCAAGGUGUUUGUCGAGGUCGCGGGCGAAGAGAACAUGCAAGUGCUCUCCGCGUUCUUGAUGUACUGCCCGCACGUGACGGACCUUCACAUCCACAUGGUGCACAUCACUCGCUCCGACGUAGACGUGGCCUCCUGCGUGCGCACCGUCGAAGGACUGCGCAGUCUGAAGGUGUUCACGUUAACGUGCGAAGCGCUGUUGCCGACUCGGCCGGAACCCGUCUGGUCCCUGGACUUGCAGUACUGCGCCGGUAUCUACGGUAACGUGGUGUUCAGGAAAAGGAACAACUGGCUGAACUACGCCCUCCUUCGCGACCUGUUCAGAACGUCGAUCGCGGUGCUCCCGGGCGAACCCAUCGUUCUGGUCGCCUUCGACACGCCCGAUCUCGAGGUGUGGUUGGACGAAGCAGCCUCCCAGUACGACUGGAGCGAUUUGCAGAGCCUAUGCAUCGCGCUUUUUUCUCAAAAUUACGACGAGACUGUGUACCCGGUCGUCGGCGCUGCGUAUGACGCGGUGCUGCGCGAUUUUUUCGCCAAGUUUUCCAACCUCACCGAGCUGAAUGUCGGCUCGUUUCACUUCGGCGACGGCAUCGACUUCACCGAGCUGCUGUCCACUUCCGCUCUGCGGCGGCUGCGCGCGCUGUGCUUGCCGCCCUGCGGUAUGCGGCAGAACUGCGCCGUGAGCCGGCUGGCCGUCACCAUUGGCGAUAUCGAGGACCUGGACAUCCGCCUUAACGUGGGCGGUCGCCACCAAACCUGCGAUUCCUGCAGCAAGCAGCUGCUCAUCCAAACUGCGUACGCGAGUGUGUUUCGCGUCAAGACGGGGCAUGGCCGUCUCACUCUCUGCAACGUACCGAACUUGGCCUCGCUGGACUUCCUCCGGAACUGCCACGUUGCCCAUCUCCGGUACGUCGACAUCGACGACAAACCGCGCUUCGAUUACAUGUCGCUCGCAAAAGCCCUGUGCGCCGACGUUCACGUCUCCCUCCGCUCUCUAGUAGUCAAGUUCGGAAACAUCGAUUUCUACGACGCGAACUUCACGACUUCCCUGUGCACUGCGGUCUUUCUGGAGCGUCUGUGCCUGCUGUCCGACACUCGGCUGCCGCCGCGCUUCGCCGAGGAGAUGAUCAAAGGGAUGGCCAUCCAACUACCGUCCAUUUCCUACCUGCACAUUCACUACGUGGACGAAGUGGGCAAAGAGGCCCGCCUGACGUGGAUUCGCGUGCUCGACGACUCGGCUGGCAAGUCGCAACGGGAACAAGUUAUCGCCGGGAAACCCUGCAUCAUGUGCUCCACCCAGACGUUCAUCGCACUCUCAAAACCGCGUCGCCGGGAACUGUAGACCAAGCAGCGGACGUAGACGCCACAGUUGGCCGCAGGACCAGUGGCUCAGUCCUGAACUCCCCGCCAAGUGAGGGCUGUCAUCGAACUCAAAUAGUGAUUGUGUCUGUCGCAAUAAUUUAAGUGUUCCAGCGAAAUCAACGGUCGGCUAGUGACGUCACAUCCUCCAAGCUUGGCGUCUAGACACCCACGUCCCGGUUGGUGUCUGCGAGGCGCCGCGUGACGAUGUGAGCAGCGCCUGCUCUGCUUCGCGCUCUUCCGCGCAUUCAGUGAUCGAGCGCUGUUUGUUUUACUAGUCCUGCAGAGCAUUCUGUCUGUAAACGCGUGCUUCAAACAAUCGCCUUUACUACGAACUGCUGUCCUAGCUCAAAUUCGCUCCAAUUCUUAGUGUCAAGAUUUUACGGCCAAUA
Dermacentor silvarum is the source of this 2162-nucleotide messenger RNA. RefSeq lists its product as uncharacterized. The record is from RefSeq and is a predicted model, not a curated record. NCBI's taxonomy places the organism in Eukaryota, Metazoa, Arthropoda, Arachnida, Ixodida, Ixodidae. The transcript has 3 exons. The coding region runs from base 65 to 1753 and encodes 562 amino acids.